AUGGCAGAGCCAGAAGCAGCCAUGGCCAGCAAGCAGGAAGAGAGUGCUGUGCCGUGGGCACACCCCAGCAGUGCUAGCAGUGCCAGCAGCGGCGGCAGCAGCAGCAGCGGCGGCAUUGGCAGCAGCGGCAUUGGCAGCAGCAGCAACAGCAGCAGCAGCAGUAUGGUUCAGGCGCGGGGGGCCGUGGCCCCCGCCUGCCUCCUUAUCCUCCUCCUGGUGGCCCUGCAAGCCCAGGGCGUCGGGGCUGCUCCGUGGCGAGCGCGGGAAUUAGACAUGGCUGGAGGUAAUGGACAUCCAGCUUCCCGGCUGGGUUCCAGGGCUGAUGCACAGGGAGAUCUCAUGGAUAUGGGUAGAGGGAGAGCUCUUCCAGCUCCUCGGCUGGAUCCUGCACUGGACCUCACCUGGCAUCCCAGGGGUCCUCAAAGAGCAAAGUAUAAAGCUGAAACAGGAAAGCGUUCCCAGCAAUCAUCAGAAGACCUAAAGGAAAUCCUGAAGGAAUUGGACAAAGCAGCACGUGAGCUGGACCGUGAGACUGUGGAGGAGGAGGCGCUUCAGGAAGGAGGCAGCCAGGCAGUGCCAGUCUCUGAUGAAAAAAAGGGGGCAAUUCAAUCAACAGGCGUGCCAGGCGCCUCGCUGCAGCUUCGUGAGCCCGGCCCAACACCAGCAGCUACCCCUCACACCUGGACAGCCGGACCACCCCCCUCAGCAACCCUGAGAGCCAGACCCGACACCAGCAGCCAUCGCCUGUGCCUGGAGAAGCGGCCCGCCAGCCACGGAGCAUCGGGGGGGGGCGACCGGCCCCCACCAGCCCAGACACCCACCCGGUCUGCCCGCCUCCACCCCGGCCUCCGUAGCUGUCCAACUCAGCCAACCGGCUGUUGCAGGACCAGCCCAGCACCCUCCAGCCCCCGGAGGAACUCAAACCAACCCCCGCCCCCAGAAGCCCAUUGCCCCAGCCCUCCUGCAAGGGCCUGA
Molecule: messenger RNA, 975 nt
Organism: Grus americana (Whooping crane)
Lineage: Eukaryota; Metazoa; Chordata; Aves; Gruiformes; Gruidae
Exons: 7
Coding region: 1-975 (324 amino acids)
Source: RefSeq, a predicted model, not a curated record